UUACCACCACCCGGACUCAUCGACACUGACGAUGCUUUUUCUUUCGGCCGAUCUUUUUCCCUCUGUCUUCUUCUGAACCUCCUGUGUACCGGACUACACGAAAUACGUGCUAUUCGGACCCGCACGAGUAACCGUAUGAUUUCCCUCCAACCAACCGAGCGGUUUGAACUCGAAAAGAGGAUUGCCCGCUCGCUGCGCACUGACUUUCUGCGCACCUCCUUCAAAUUCCUCCUAGGUACCAAUUUUACAAACAUCUUGGAGUAUCCGGAGAACGACCUGCAUUCUAAUGUUAGAAAGUAUUCUUUUAAUAUAUCAUGUCUUUUAUUGAUAAAAUUGUAGCGAUAAAAGUUCGCGACAGCUUCACAACUGCUCAGAUGCGUUGGAAAUUUUGCUGUUGAUUAUAAAUUUAUAUAUAAAAUCUCUUUUAAUUAUUAUAAAAAUCUUUUAUAUAAUUAAUUAUAUUUUAUAUUUUAACAUGUUCUUUAUUUUUAACAGGUCACAUUUUGAUAAAAAAAAUGUAGGAGUAGCACAUACCUGCCUACGUCUUUCACUUUUUAUGUCACAUCACUGUCACGGUCGUCGUCCAACGACCGUUCACACGUGGCCGUCACCUUGAAAAGGAGUGGCUGAACUAAGCCAAGAGUAGUUGGAACGCAUUGCUUCACAAUUUUCCAAUGAAAUUCUCGAUAUCACGCUCACACACUUUUAUAAUCCUCAUUCAAGAAAUAUUUUAUUAUAUGUUUGGAAUCCACUUGUGAAUAGUAUGUAGAAACGUUUUUUUAAACUACUUUUCCCGAUAUAGCUUAUUCUUUCAGAUACUGUCGCGUCAAUCCUUUAAACAUCAGCUGGCACUUACAUGCGCAAUGUUGCCGCAAAUAGUCGUUCUUAACGAAUGAUGUACUGCGCUUCCAGCUAUCUUAGCAACAGCUGACUGACCUCAUAACGAGAUAUUACAAGGAAUAUUACGCUUCAUAAAAUUCAUUAACGGUCUGGCGCCAGUAAGUAGCUCAUAGAAAAGUGGUCGAUGAUCGACGUGGUUUACCUCGAUAUACUUGUUGCAAAGUAGCCAGGUAUCUCUUUAUCUACAGCUAGUUACAUUAUUUCAAUAUAAUCUUUAAAUAAUAUAUAAAAUUUAAAAAAUAUGUAAAAUUAUUAUAAAGAAAUUGUAGUGUAAAAAAAAGUUUUUAUAUAUCCUUCCUUGUAGUGUAAAAAAAAUGCAUAAAUACUAAUAAUGCAUGGAAAUAUCUGAUGGCAAAAUUGCCAACGAGAAUAGAAUCGCACGAAACGAUGGCAAGAUAGUAAAGUUGCAUUAAACGUUGUGGAUGCACCGUAAGCAAGGCAGAGUAAAGAAAGGCAAUACAGGUUUAUUGCAUCGUCUUUGCGCAGUGAAUCCAGUACGGAAGGAGCGAAGAGAAGGAAGAAGUAGGGAGCAUCGUGCCGACCAUCUUGGAAAAUAAAAUUUACUAUAAAAAUGCAUUACUCUCCGCUCCCCACCAUAGAGAAUGCCCCUUCUUCCUAGCCAUUCCUACGAGUCUCGAUUCCUUCAAGGACUAAAAAUUCGACCCUUUACACCGGCGCGAGCAGAGAGCGCGCGAGCAAGACUGUAUUAAAUACGAAACCUGAUCUGUGAUCUUUAUUUAUGCAACAUCGCGUUCAGAUCUAUACGGAUUAUUAUUUUCUUUGUUUCUUUCAAUUUUCUUUAAGAAUUAUGUUGCUGGUCAUCCAUCGCUAAUUAAUUUAUUUUUACGUCGUAAUCAUCAUAAUCAUGAUUUUUUAAACCUUUUUAAGAAACACCUGUUUUCUUGCAAUCUUUUAUCGUUAACAGUAAUUAAAAUAUAUGGACGAGACAAGAUAUGUUAAAAACGAUGUUUCUUUUCUUAAUUAUAAGCUAUUAUUAUUAUUAGCCAUAAUUUUCUCUUAAUGGCAAAUGAUAGCUUAUAAUCAAUAUCAUCAAUAUCAUUAUAUAAAUUUUUAUAAAAACAACGUGUAAGAAAUUUAUAGGAGAUGCCAGAAAAAUAUUUAAUUACAAUUUAGAUUUUUAUUUUAGAUUUUAUAUCUUGAUAUGCCCGAUGGCGUGUAUACAGAUUAAUCUUUGUACUGUAAAAAUAUAUAUGCUAUGUACUUAGCUAAGUUUAUGGCGUUUCUCAUUCUUUUCUCCUCAUGUAUUGCUCCUUGUAUUAAAAGUAUUCGUAAACCUAUAAUUGCCAAAUAAUCUGAGGUGAAAAAAAUUUCCUCAGUUUUGCGACAAGUAACUCAUAACAUAAACAUGAUAAUACUGGAACGAUACGAUCAAUUUGCACGAUUAAUUGCGUUAAGGAAAUCGCAUGUCGGAAUAAAUCGAGCCAUCGAUGCACCUGAUGUCAUUGCCAUUUCCGCGCAGGAAACGUAACCGGUCGGACACUCGUUAGCUAAGCUCGUUAUCUCGCAACCCCGAAGUAGGCGCGUAGAGGGGCACCGCAAAAAUGGAAAUGCCAAGCUGUUAUUCAUCUACAGGUUCGCUUCUUCGUCCGUGAAGCUGCCCGUGCUGGCUGCAGUCGGCGUGCUUUAGGCGAUGGUAUGUGUAUCACCAUGCGUGUGCCAUGGCUGACCAUAGGCCGACUCAGAAGUAGCCGAGACAUUCGCCUCUCGACCGCGACCAUGAGAGCACUCAACUCUCGACGCCCACGGUCAACAACGAGCAUCCACCGGCUCGUGCUUCUCUGUUUCUUCCUUCUGCUUUGCGUCCUUCACGCACGAGCGCGAAGUGUGGCUCACGAUGACGGCAGCGUCAUCGCGGACCAAGUGCACGGCAAGAGUUCGGAACCGACGGAGGUGAGUGACUCCAAUCCCGAUGCCGUAAACGAGGAGAUUCAAACGCAAAGCUUGGCGGAACAAGAUAGAGGCGAAGACGUUAGUCAUUAUGAAGAAAGGAAGGAUCCAGUGGAAGACAUUGUCGAAAAUCCUGAAAAGAUCCAGGCCGAUGCUAUUGGCGAUGAAAGCAGUGUGGCAAAAAAGAGGCGACGAAAUGACGUGAAUCUUUCCGGUAAGCCCGUGCAGGACGGUGAGAACGUCGCACAAAAUGUCCAGCAGAACGCGCAGAAAAAUGAAGGUAUUCGACGAUUUGACGCUCAGAUCGAGUCCGACGACACUGAGGAACCGGGCCAGCGAAAGAUAUUGGAAAGUAUCACAGAGGAUAGCCCGGAUUCGCAAGAAGAUACUAUCGAAAUUAAUGUCGAGCAAUUGCACGCGGAUGUAAAAAACGUGGAUGUGAAUAAGAACGAAGACAGGGGGAAGCCGGAAGGAGAAAAGCAUGCAGAUACUUCCUUGAAUCUUGAAGCGAAUCCGAAGGAAUCUAGCUUAAAACAGACGGAGAAAGUAGAUUUAAAUAAAGAAGAAACGGAGCAGAUCGAGAACUUGGCGGAACAUAAUUUGGAUGAAACACAAAUAAAGAAUACCGAGGGCGUGAAAGAGGACGUGCAUAAUGAGCUUCGUAGCUUGCAACUUGCUCAAGCGGAAGAAGCUGAAAAAAAUCUAGAGGAACACCGCGCCGAAGAGGACAAUGAAGAAAUCGGUGACAAAGAUCUGGACUUGAACAGAGAGAAUAGAGCCAGUGUUCCAGGUAAGUCCAAAUACAAGAGUUCGACUGUCUAUUUGAAUGCUGAAGAAGGUAAUUUGCCUGCUCGCGAGCAAGAGUCGAUUGUAGACGGUCAAAUAAAAAAAUUGAUAUCUAUACGAAAUGACGCUCUUGAAUCCGUUGGUAAUGACGCGAAACAGUUGGAAAAAUUUAAUGAAGGAAGUCUUCUUUCAGAGAAAUCGGUUGAGGUUGACGAGGUUGCUGUUGAAGAGAUUCGUAAGCGUAGCAGCGAUAUAAAAGCGACAUCAAGUCAGAGUGAGAAUCUCGAUCAAUCAUUUUCGACAACGGAAGCCGAUUUAAACCGCUUUCAAAAGUGGAAAAAUCAAGCCGCGUUUCUUCAGGAGCAGAUUAAGAACAGGACGUUCCUUCAGUAUGUGAGAGAACAGGCAGUCGAGGUGCUUCCUGACAUUCCGAAAUUCACGGAAAUUCAACUGCUGAAUACUUUAAAAAAUAUUGUUCUAACGCGGAAAUCACCUACGAACGAAACAUACUCGGCUAGCUUGAACACGACUGAAUUGACCGAGAACCAAUUGGAAAUAAUAAAGUGCGCCGAGCAACUGGUACAGAUCAAGCAGCGGCAGUCAUUUGUGGAGAACAUAGGGGAAUGCAUUCGUGGUCUCAGUGCCUUGAAUUGCAUACGCAUCUUUGUCUGGCCCGUCGUGCUCGAUAAUCUUCCGGAAACAGUUAAGCAGGCUCUGGAUAAUUUUCCGAUCGAGGUAAAUUUGAUCGACCUGUUUCAGGGUAAUAGGGCCAAGUCCGCGAGGUCGGAGAGCAACGUUCAUCACCCGAGACUGCUGACGCCCGAAUUUGUUGUCUUCAACAUUUUGAAAGGCGCUUUGGAAUCGAAAGUCACCUACGAUUUGGCACCGACCUUUAUCGAUCCAACAAACGAGACUUUGAGGACACUGCUCACCGUCGGCCAGCUCCAGAUCCUGCAGAUGGCUGAGAAACUUCUACCUGGUGAGAGACGUCGCGAAUAUUCCGACAGGAUGUUCUCGUGCGUACGCAGGUUUGAGUAUUUUAGCUGCGUCAAGUACUUCGCCUGGCCGAUGGUGAAGCAGCAUUAUCCGACACUGCCAGCUUUUCCGGAUUAUCCGAGUUGGUAUCCAUCGAUAGCGUUAUACCCGCAGUAUCCUAUCGUUCCCUUUCCUAGUUUCGCGGGCGAACUUCCGGAAGUUAUUGAAGCCGACGCCACGAGAAUGCGAAAACCUAAGCCAGAAGCGGUGAUCGUGAACAUCCUUGAGAAUACCUUGAAGGAGUACGCGAAGGAGCAAAUACCGUUUCCACCUGUCGCUCAUAGCACAGAUUCUUACAUCGCUGCACUUCCUCCGGAGCAAUUACUGUCGAUCUACAUGGCCGAACAGCUACUUCCUGUUCCGUAUCGUCCAGAAUUCGUUCAAAAGACUGUUAAGUGCAUUCAAGAAUUUAAUUAUGUGACCUGUAUCAAAUAUUCUACCUGGCCGACGGUCAAGCAAUUUAAUCCUGCUCUACCAGAUAUUUCCGAUUGGCUACCGGAUUGGCAGUUACCCGAUGUAUUUAGUUUUUUCCCGGGUUUUCAGCUUCCUGAUUUUUCCUCAUUUUUACCGAUUUUCGGAGGAAAUCAACCGACUACACCGACUCCACCGGCAACUGAAAUACCACCGGAAUCUGGUUCUUCGGAAGAAUCGACUCCCGCUCGUCUUCCCAUAUUACUAUCUCGCCAAAGUGAAGUUUCUUCCAAAGUAUCGAACGAAUUAGAAAACAAAAUUACAGAGAUUUUAACAAAGACAUGUAAAUCCCUGAAAGUGACACCGAAAAAUUCUCAGUUGGUCGUCGGCGAAAAUGUGAUUGUUUUGACAACUAUAACCGAGAAACAACUUAAUAUAUUGCGAUUGGCGGAGAGCAUGGUACCACCUCCAGCUCGGGCUCCUCUAGUCGCUCAAGUUAUGUCUUGUCUCCAAGCAAACAACGAUUUUCUCAACUGUACCAGAUACAUCAUUUGGCCUACGGUUGCUCUUUACGUUCCUAAUUUCCCUGAAUUUCCUAACAUAUCAUUACCUAUUCAACAACCAGAAAAACAAGAAGAUAAAAUAUUGAAAGAUAAGAAUGCUUCGGACCAGAUUACUAAGAAUCAACAGGAGUGGAAUAAAUCGCAAACAAAUCCCAACGUAAAAAUUAUUUCCAGGACGAAAUUUCCACAAAAUAACAGUCCUGUGAUUAGCGUUACUGGUGCUCGAUUCGUGCCGAUAUUUACAGAACAUCCCGAAUCGGUGAUACUCAAUAUUCUCAAAACGAUUCAGCUGUCUUCACCAAAUGUGCGAGAUGAUCAGAGUGUCAAAAUCACCAGCACGCAACAAUUCGGAAAUCUGCUUAAUGAUCAGCAAUUGAAUAUUCUUAAGAUAACAGAAAGUUUACUACCUGAUGCUGCUCGUCCGACUUUUGUCAAUCGAAUGAUAGACUGUGUUCGCAAGGGCAACUUUCUGGGAUGCUCAAGAAAUGUGCUGUGGCCGAGUUUGUCGGAAUAUUUCCCUAGACUGCCCAGCUUCCCAAAUUUCGGAGGACAUCCUCAAGUGGCAAAUAGUAAGUCUACUUUACCUCAAAAUUUGACUGAUCCAUCACCAUUAUCGGAGACUGACGUUAAGAUCGGCCAACACGGAGACGCUACUGUUACCAUCACAGACACUAGAUUUUAUCCGAUUUUUUCCGAAUCUCCGGAAGGUAUAAUUUUAAGAAUUCUUAAGGGCGUGCAGUAUUCUACUCCAAGUGUUCUAACUUCUACGGUUACUUCAAAAUCGCCGCAAAUUUUAGCUUCUUUCACAGAACAACAAGGUAAUAUCGUUCAAGUCGCAGAAAGCCUGUUACCAGAAUCAAUAAGACCAGUCUUCGUGGAAAGGAUGGUUACUUGUGUUCGAGAGAGCACGUUUCUCGAAUGUACGAGGAAUAUAGCUUGGCCAACUAUUGCCCAGUUCUUCCCGAGACUGCCAAACUUUCCUAAUUUUGGAAUUUAUCAGACACUGCCAAGGACAAAAGUUGACUUAUCAUCAAUUUUACUGAAUAAUGCUUAUUCCGAUAACCAGACGUCUAAUGGAAAGAAUGAAAAUGCGCCGAAGAUCGCCACAGAAACGAUUGAGGAUAAAAUUGAGAGUGCAUUGAAGAAUCUGCUAAACUCGUCGCCGCGCUUGGAAAAUUCUUACUUAGAUAUUAAUAAUCCUGUGAUAGGUUCUCUUCUGACUGCUCGGGAAAUGAACAUUGUCAGAUUAGCGGAAAGAGCGAUACCGGAUUCAAUACGUUACGAAUAUAUAACUAACAUGCUGGAAUGCGCGAGAAGCAAUAAUUUUGUCACCUGCUCUCAACACGUCACUUGGCCGACUUUGAAGCAAUUUUCGCCGACUCUACCAAACUUCGAGGAAUUACUUGGUCAGUUUCCAAUACCCGGUGCAAGCCAGAUUCCUGGUAUCAGUCAGAUUCCUGGUAUAAGUCAGAUUCCUGGUAUCAGUCAGAUUCCUGGUAUCAGUCAGAUUCCUGGUAUCAGCCAAAUUCCUGGUAUCAGCCAGAUUCCUGGCGCGGGUCAAAUUCCUGGCGUGGGUCAAAUUCCUGGCGCGGGUCAGAUUCCUGGCGGGGGUCAGAUUCCUGGUACAGGGCAACUUCCUGGACAGAUCCCAAGUAUUCCUGGAUUUGGAAAUCCUUUUGCUGGAGCCCCCAGCCUACCACAAUUUCCUAUUCCUCAAAUCCCUAUGUUACCAGGCGGAAUUCAAAGUGGCAUUCCUCAGUUUCCAGGAUUGCCUAGCUUUGGCCUAAAUUAUCCGCAAUUUGAAAUCUUGUCGGAUGCGCCACAGAAGCCGAAAUUGCAAGAGCCGACAUCGCAGGAAUCGAAACCACAGGAACAGGCGGUUCCAUCAAGAGUCGCGCAAGCAGUGGAGCAGGUGAAUCAGAUAAGACCAGGAGAAUCGAGGGCUUCGAACACUCCGUCAGUAGACGAGCAAAGAGUCGUUCCCGGAUAUCUUGGACAACCGUCAAACAUUCUCAUAGAUAUUUCCAAGGAGAAAGUCCAAUUGUCUGAACACAAACUACAGCGAAGACCAUUGCCGGAGUCUAUUUUCUCGGGUACAUCAUCGAAGAAACACGAAAGGAGACGAAGAAGUACUAAUCAAUUAUUAAAUUCUUACCAUGAAACGGAGGGAGAAAAUGAAUGGAUUUCGGAAACGACAAUGGACAGCACGUUCCCGAACAUCACGGAAUCCGACCUUCUUCAGCUUCUAGUUAAUAUUUCGAAAUCUAAGAUAAGUUUGGAAAAGGAACCCGAGGAGAAUUCAAAGCAAUACUUCGUGGAUACGUUAAAUUCUACAAUCAAGAAUUCUCUAACUGCCGAUCAAUACGAGAUCUUGAAACAAGUGGAAGAUUUGAAUCAGCAUACUGCAAAUCGUGAUUUUCUGUCGCAGGUAGUUCAAUGCGUACUUAGCCUUAGCUUUAUCAGAUGCAUGGGCAUUUUUAUCUGGCCAGUAAUCACUGGCAUUGUGCCAUCAUUAAUUGGUUUUGCCACAUCUUCUCUCGGUAUCGGAAGAUCAAUGGAAACUGAAGUACAAUAUUUCUUUGGUAUGUCCACGAGCGAUUUCGAGAAAGAAAUGCUGACGAAGAAGGAAUCCAUAGAAAACAUUCUCCUGGACUGGUACAAGAUAGCGAGGGAAGACAAAUUUCAGGUAGAUCUGAGUUUCCUAAAGCUCAGAGGCUACGGAAAUGGCGAGGUCGGCAUUAGCUUUGGUGGAUUUCGUAAGGGUAGAGCUACGAAGAUUAAAGAUAAUAAAAAUUUACCAAGUAUCCUGACGAUUAUCAGCGACAUCAUGGAAGAAGUAUUGGAUCAACGGCCAGACAAUGAAAAACUCAAAAAGGAAAAGGAGAAGAGAGAGAAAAGCUUGGACGAUGUGCAAGAAACAAACUUUCAGCUUUUGCAAGAGAGCGACGAGUAUGCAGAUAUUAAGCGAUCCAUGAACGAUGAUCAGAUAAUUACUAUGUUUCUGGAUAAAAUCAAGGCCAAUGCGACGGAUUUCGCCGAUGGUGAUGUCGCUCAGUUCCUCAACAUGGAGAACGCUUACAACGCCUUCAGCGUACUCUUUGGGCCCCGUUUGAACGAAAAGUUUGCCAGCAGAUUAAAGACCUUUACCGAUGAACAUUUGAAGAAAGAUAAUCCCGAGAAGCAAAUAAACAAUCUUAAUGCGGAGGAAUUAAAGAUAAUACCUUUGAAGGAAGAAAUGACUUACGAGCUUGAAAAAAAAUCUACGGAAAGUGAGGGGGACCGCAAAAAGGAACACCGUGCAAAGAACGAAUUCAGAUCUCUGUUGGACGAGUAUUCAGAAAAGUUAGGAAAGAAAUUGGAAAUUUCUACGGAGAAAAUCGAAAAUUUAGAUAAUGGGAUCAAGGAUACCGAAUCAUCCUUCGAUAAAUCGUCCGACGACAAAAGUACAUGCUCGGAGCUGAGAAUUCAGUUGCCACGUUUGCGAGAAGACAUCAUGUCCAGAAAAAUGACAAGCGCGAUGAUACAUUUCGGAAGAACGAUGAAAACAAAGAUGAGCCAUUUGAUGCCUGGAAUCGGUUUCGUAAUAUCUUUCAUCAUUCAAAUGGCCUUGGCUCACGCGAGAGCGACUGCUACCAUGGCUAGUAUGAUCAGCAAUAUGGCACUUGCGUCGGCCAUGAUGGGUAUGCUCCGACAAAGUAUAUUGGGGUCGGACAAUCCGCAGAUUAAAUAUGUGAACGACAAUUAUAAAACGGGUCCGGGAAUUACUUGGCCACAUCACCAUAGGUCGUAUUAUCAUCAUGAAAAAUAGUACUUUGAUUCGCCUACUGAUCAAGUCUACUAAUUAUUCUCGAUGUAUACUGUAUUAAAAUCCUAAACGUCUCGUUAAGAGCUUUAUGUCUCUGUCGUUACAGACUUUCUUUGAAGUCUGAAACAAAUCAGAUUAUAUAAUGGAUUAGCUUUAAUUUUUUUUAUAUUAAUAUACCGUCGUGGUUGCGUUCAUAAAAUGUAAUUUUGAGAUAAUUAAGACAGAAAGAACGGUUUUGCUGAAAAUUUAGCUGUGAAGACAGUUCUGAAAGUAAAAUUAGGCCAUAAUUGUGUUAGACCAUAAAAUAAUUAUGUAGGACUUUCAAAUUGCUUGUUAGAAUGUUAAAACAUUUCUCAACACUGCUAAUAAUGUUUAAACAUAUUUCAUAAUUAUUUUAAUGAUCCAACAAAAUAAUUUUCAGAUAUGUAUCUAAUUAAAUUUUUACAUAUUUCAACAAAAUCGUUCUUUCGGUAUACGUUUUUUAUGCUUAAUAGUUGUUUGUAUCAAAAAAUUCCAUUACUUCCUGAAAAGGUAAAGUUAAUCGAAAAGUUAGAUAAUAAUUUCUAUGGAUGCGUCCACAUUUGUUUCUUAUAAUAUGUUCUACUUAUAUAUUUUAGUAACACAAAAUUCCAAUAGAGUAUAUUUUCAAAAGUUAGAAUAGAUAAUAUAUAUUUAGAAUCUGAAGAAACGGCAUUUUCGUAGAUGGUUAUGGAAACAAUCCCUCGCAAUUUAAUCAUAAAAUAUGCGCCAUUUCGCAAGAAAUAUUUAUUUCAUUGUCAUGGGGAUUUUACGGUGGUGGGUAACAUUUUUUUCAUAUUUCCUUUAAUAUUAUCUAUAUGUAACAAUUAUGGCAUUAAAAAUUUUACACCAUACAGUCGUACUGAAUAUUGAACUGCAUAGAUUUUAAGACUGACAUACUCUUUAAUUAUAUCUUAUUAAAAAUAAAUGAAUUCUAUCUA
Molecule: messenger RNA, 10367 nt
Organism: Monomorium pharaonis (pharaoh ant)
Lineage: Eukaryota; Metazoa; Arthropoda; Insecta; Hymenoptera; Formicidae
Exons: 2
Coding region: 2557-9411 (2284 amino acids)
Source: RefSeq, a predicted model, not a curated record